This is a messenger RNA of Drosophila obscura, 3964 nucleotides long. RefSeq names its product soluble guanylate cyclase 88E (gene Gyc88E). Gene Ontology annotation, molecular function: heme binding; oxygen sensor activity; guanylate cyclase activity. Lineage: Eukaryota; Metazoa; Arthropoda; Insecta; Diptera; Drosophilidae. The transcript has 12 exons. Bases 409 to 3657 code for a protein of 1082 amino acids. The record is from RefSeq and is a predicted model, not a curated record. Gene Ontology annotation, cellular component: guanylate cyclase complex, soluble. Gene Ontology annotation, biological process: cGMP biosynthetic process; response to oxygen levels; nitric oxide-cGMP-mediated signaling.
UGCACGUUGCGUGUGGUUUCGUUUGGCUCCGACCCCGCAUACUGCGUGUCCCGCUUCCCCCGGCAAAUACUCGUAUUCAAAGUUAAGCGUGCCACAAAUUCGCAUCACAUCGCAUAAUGAAAAUCAAAGUACAUAAAUAUAAAAUUAAAUGUCGUAAAUAAAGAGAAAAUAAUAACGUUACGAGUACAUAUAUAAAAUAAAUGUAUAUGUGAUUGUGCGACGACGAGACCCGCGAGACAACGAGUAAAACGCAAAAUUUAAGAAACGUGCCACAUUAAAUAUUUAAGAAUCUGCAGAAGAUACUUUGGAGAGCUGAGAAAAGGAGGAGAAAUCUCCAACUGCUGGUUCCGCAAUCAAUGUCAGCCAAGUGAAGCCUAAGGAAGCCAAUUCCAGCCCCCCAGUGCCAACAUGUACGGUCUGCUCUUGGAGAAUCUCUCCGAGUACAUCAAGUCUGUGUAUGGCGAGGACAAAUGGGAGGAUAUCAGGCGGCAGGCGGGCAUCGAUUCGCCCUCAUUCAGCGUGCAUCAGGUGUAUCCCGAGAAUCUACUGCAGAAACUGGCCAAAAAGGCCCAACAGGUUUUGGGUGUCUCUGAACGCGAAUUUAUGGACCAAAUGGGCGUCUAUUUUGUGGGCUUUGUGGGUCAAUAUGGCUAUGAUCGUGUGCUGUCCGUCUUGGGUCGUCACAUGCGUGACUUCCUCAACGGCUUGGACAACCUGCACGAGUACCUGAAGUUCUCGUAUCCCCGGAUGCGUGCGCCCAGUUUCAUCUGUGAGAACGAGACCAAGCAGGGUCUCACGCUGCAUUAUCGCUCGAAGAGGCGCGGCUUUGUCUACUACACCAUGGGACAGAUCCGAGAGGUGGCCAGAUACUUCUACCACAAGGAGAUGCACAUUGAACUGGUGCGCGAGGAGAUACUCUUCGAUACGGUGCACGUUACCUUUCAGCUGACCUUUGAUAAUCGCGCGUUUACCUUGGCCUCCCUGGCCAUGACCCGCGAGGAGAAGCACUUGCCAAUUAGUGCCCAUGUGCUGUUCGAGAUCUUUCCAUUUUGCAUUGUUUUUGGGGCUGACAUGGUGGUGCGCAGCAUUGGCAACUCUCUGAUGGUCAUCCUGCCCGAACUGUUGGGCAAGAAAAUAACGGCCUGGUUCGAUUUGGUUCGUCCGCUGAUUGCAUUCAAAUUUCAAACUAUACUCAAUCGCACCAAUAACAUAUUCGAAUUGGUCACUGUGGAUCCGGUGACGGAGCGCAUGGACGUCCAAAAUGAUGAUUUGCUCUUGCACGAUGAUGGCAGUGAACCGGAGAAGUCAUUGAGAUUGAAAGGUCAAAUGGUUUACAUGGAGAACUGGCGCAUGAUCAUGUUCCUGGGCACACCCGUCAUGCCGGAUUUGACCUCCUUGAUAACCACAGGACUCUACAUCAAUGAUCUGUCCAUGCAUGACUUUAGCAGAGAUCUCAUGCUGGCGGGCACUCAACAGUCGGUGGAGCUGAAGUUGGCCUUGGAUCAGGAGCAGCAAAAGUCCAAGAAGCUGGAGGAAUCCAUGCGAUUGUUGGAUGAGGAAAUGCGACGUACCGAUGAGCUGCUGUAUCAGAUGAUACCCAAACAGGUGGCAGAUCGUCUCAGGCGUGGCGAGAAUCCCAUUGACACCUGUGAGAUGUUCGACAGCGUCUCCAUACUCUUCUCGGAUAUUGUUACCUUCACGGAGAUCUGCAGUCGCAUCACGCCCAUGGAGGUGGUCUCCAUGCUAAAUGCCAUGUACUCCAUUUUCGAUAAGCUGACGGAACGCAAUUCGGUGUACAAGGUGGAAACGAUUGGCGAUGCGUAUAUGGUGGUGGCUGGGGCACCCGACAAGGAUGCCAAUCAUGCGGAGCGAGUCUGUGAUAUGGCGCUGGAUAUGGUGGAUGCCAUAACCGAUCUGAAGGAUCCCUCGACCGGUCAGCACUUGCGGAUACGUGUGGGUGUGCACUCUGGUGCCGUUGUGGCUGGCAUUGUGGGUCUGAAGAUGCCUCGCUAUUGCCUGUUCGGCGACACUGUGAACACCGCCUCGCGCAUGGAGUCCACCAGCAUUGCCAUGAAGGUGCACAUAUCCGAGUCCACGAAAAUCCUCAUUGGGCCCAGCUACAAGAUCCUGGAGCGCGGCGAGAUCGAUGUGAAGGGCAAGGGCACCAUGGCCACCUACUGGCUGGAGGAGCGCGAGAAUCGUCUGCCUCUGCAGUUGGCCACUGGCCUGCUGAUGCAUACGAUGACGCCCAGCGCCAAGGCCAUAAUGCCGGCGCCCUCCAAGCCAGUGACGCCCAUGGCGCCUCCCCUGCCUGCUUCAGUUCCAGUUGCAGUUCCAGGCCCGCCAGUGGAGCAUGCGGCUGCCAGCAUGUCGGGUGUGGUACUGACAGCCGCGAAUACUGUGGCAGCAGCGGCACACUUGACGCAUCAGCAUCAGUCGUCGGCAGCAGCUGGCGCAGCACAUGGAGACGACCGCAGCAGUCGCAUCUACUCGCCGGUGACCUUCAAGGAUGUGGCACGACGCAGCAUCGCCAAUUCGCCGGUGCGACACAGCGGCGGUUACUCGUAUACCGAUCAGGAGAAGCGACGCGAUUCCCGCUCCAAUUCCACGGGUCAUGUCUUCAUGCGCUCCCCCUCGGACAUUUUCGGCUCGCUGAUCCUGGACACCGAGGAGUUUCUCGAGGAUUUGCAGAUGUCGCGCGGUUCACUGGUAAACAACAACCAGCCGCCAGGUUGCAGCUUCAGUCCCACGCCGCCGCCGUUUCGCAUUGGCAGUGCACCGCCCAAGCCGCGGCCCAGCAAUCCGGACAAGUUCACGCCCGAGGAGCUGGCGGCCAUGGACCAGAUGACGCCACCAUCGACGGCACCGGCCCGCGAGACGGCCACGUGCAGCAGUGCCAGCCUCAAGGGCGCCACAUCGAACGCCUCGCUGGACCGGGAGAAGAACACCAAGCUCAAGAAAAUCACGUUCUCCAACAGCGCCAGCCUGGAGGCGCCCUCACCGCCAGCCAUGUCGGCUGUGGUCUGUCCGAUGCGCGCCAAGUCACCGCCGAUGGCAGUGGCCACGGCGCCGCCAGUGGUGCCGGUCCAGGCCAGCACCAGCCAUGGCAAUCGACCAGGCUCCAGGGAUUCGGUGUCAUCCAUUUCGCUGCACUCACCGCCCCCCCAUCGUGCCCAGUCAGCGCCAGCCAGACCCCAUUCCAUGUCGAAGGCAGCGCGAAAGGCCUUCCUGGCAGCCAAGCAAACCAAGGCCAUGGAGAAGCUGGACAAGAUGAUCGAGGAAGUGCACGAGGUGGAGUCGCAGUCGGUGGUCAAGGCGGCCAACAUGCGGCUGGCCAUCUUUGGACAUGAUGGCGGUGGAGGAGGAGGGGGAGAUGGCAAUCUGGCCGCUGGUGGUGGUUGUCCGCUGUUCCUGCCACCGCCACCGCCACAGCCACAGCAGCGCCUAAUGGCUGGCUCCAUAUCAGAUUCGAGCAUCUGUAAUCAUGGGCACAGCCAUGCACCCAGCUGCAAUCACAUGGAGCCAAAGAUGAGCAACAGUCAGAGUUUCCAGCACAGUCCCCGAGGCGGCAUCAGCCAUCAGUGCUGCAGUGGGUUUGGUCAUGGCAAUGGCAGGCACUCGCAUCGCAUGCACUCGAAUGCCUGUCGGAUUCUGUAGAGGAGCAGCAGCAGCAGUACCUGGGAGUCCCCCGGAGUCGCAACUUCACAUUCAUAUCAUGUAUACUAUUCUGAUUCUGAUUAUAAUUCCGUUUUCUGCUCAAUGUUGCCGCGCGCGUGCUUUGGUGACGGAAUAGUUGGCAAUUAUUAGGGUUUAGUUAGUUGUUGAUACUCAUAGGAUAUAGCACCCCCACCCCCCACCCCCACUGUAGCUAGUCAAACACAGGGCUUUAACACUUGGCAGCUCCAUGUCUAAAUAUGCUAAAGAAAACUGUAUAAAUUGUUAUAGUACCUAUAUACAUAUUUCU